AUGGAAAAGGAUUCGCUCGGUGGCAGCAAAUAUUUGCUGCUGAUCAUCGACGAAGCCAGUGGAUGCAUGAAGGGCUUUUGUCUACGAGUGAAGUCCGAGGGUGAAGACUACAUCCGGAAAUAUAUCACCAUGGUACAGACGCAAUUCUGUAAGAAGGUCAAGUUCGUGCGACACGACGGAGCUCGCGAGUUUGCAACCAACUCGCUUCAACUGUUCUACGAAGACGAAGGCAUUGAACAGCAGACAACGGUGCCGUAUGCACAUCAAACAAACGGAACAGCAGAGCGUGCCAUUAGGACUAUUGUCACGAUCGGCCGCAGCAUGCUUCAUCAUGCCAAACUGGACAAGUGUUUCUGGGCCGAAGCAGCGAUGACGGCCAUCUACGUCAAGAAUCGACUGCCGUCACCUAAAGUCGUGCACAAGACCCCGUUUGAGAUCGUCUACAACUUGAAACCAAGCGUCAAGCACAUGCGAACAUUCGGGUGUCAGACAUACAUACUGACGCCUAAAGAGAAUCGACUCAAGUGGGAUCCAAAGGCUCGCGCUGGCAUAUUCGUGGGCUACGAAGAAGUUUCGAAGGCAUAUCGUGUUUAUGACAUCGAGGCGGGGCAGGUGGUUAUCAGCCGCGAUGUCAACUUCGACGAGUCCACCUUUGGACUUCAACUGCCGAUCACUGAUGAAGAUGUCGAUGACCUGGACUUCGAAUUGCUGGAUCUUGAUGACGAAGAGCUGCGUCAAAUGGAGUACAAGCAAACAGGCAAGCGCAAGAACCGACUCAAUGAUGAAGAUACAGCAGCUCCACGACCGCGUGCAGUGCGUCAACGACCAGGACUAGAAGAGUCAAGCGCGCCGGAAAACAACUCGUCACGACAAGAAGAAGACGAAGAAACGAAGGAUUCUGGUGAUUCAACACCGCCUGUGUUUUGGCGUGCGAGUGCAAAUGCCGUUGAAGCAGCAGUGGACUUAUCAGAACCCUCAACAUUUGAAGCAGCAGUAAGCGGCCCUGACCAAGUGCACUGGAGAAAAGCAAUUCAUGCAGAGCUCGAGUCAAUGCGACUUCGCGGUGUGUUUCGUGCAGCCAAGCUGCCCAACGGACAACGCGCCAUUGGCACAAAAUGGGUGUUCAAGAUCAAGCGCAAGGCGGAUGGGUCAAUCGAGAAGUACAAGGCACGACUUGUGGCCAAGGGUUUCCGCCAAAAGUAUGGCAUCGACUACACGGAGACGUUUUCGCCUGUGGUCAAGUAUGUGACGCUGCGAAUGGUGAUCGCAAUUUCCAAGCAUUUUGGAUGGCCCAUCGACCAGCUUGAUGUGGUGACAGCUUUCCUGUAUGGCGUCAUGAAGGAACAAGUGUUCUGCGUGAUUCCUGAAGGCGUCGAACUUGACAGUACGUUCGACUGCCUGGAAUUGGUGAAGUCAAUUUACGGCCUCAAGCAAGCGUCGCGAGUGUGGAACGAGACGUUCGACGAGUAUGUGUGCUCCAUCGGAUUUCAAGUAUCGGACUUCGACCCAUGUCUCUACAUCAAGACUUCGGACGGCCAUUGCGUGUUUAUACUGGUCUACGUGGACGACGUCUUGGUGACUGGAAGCUCACUCGAGCUGAUUGCACAAACCAAGAACGACCUGAAGACGCGGUUCGAAAUGACGGACAGUGGCAAGUGUGCGUUUGUUCUUGGGAUCGAGCUUUUGGACGGUGAAGAUGGCAGUGUGACACUAUGUCAGCGUCGGUAUGUCGAUGAUAUCCUCAAGCGCUUUGGCAUGGAUGAUUGCAAGGCAGUCGCAAGUCCAGUCGACAUGAGCUCUCGACUUGUUUCAAGUGAUGCAACUACCAAGGUCGAUGCUCCUUUUCGCGAAGCUGUUGGUGCGUUGAUGCACCUGACCACUGCAACGCGUCCGGACAUUGCGUUUGCUGUGGGCUAUGUGUCGCGGUUCAUGGAAAAUCCCCAAGAAGAACACUGGGUUGCAGUUAAGCGUAUCUUUCGCUACCUACAAGGCACCAAGACGCAUGGAAUUUGCUACAAGCCAAGUGCAAGGAUCGACUUCCGUGGAUAUUCGGAUGCGGAUUGGGCUGGUGAUCUUACCGACCGCAAGUCAACAUCGGGGUACACGUUCAUGCUACUCGGUGCGCCAGUCAGUUGGGGCAGCAAGAAGCAGCCAAGUGUUUCGUUGUCCACGAGUGAAGCCGAAUACAUCGCACUCAGCUUGGCGAUUCAAGAGGGCAAGUGGAUUCAUCGUCUGCUUUGUGAGAUCGUGAUGGCUGCCAAUGAAGAAGGACCGGAACUCAUGAUCCAUGAAGACAAUCAGUCGUGUAUCAAGAUGACGAAGAACCCAGUCAACCACGGCCGUGCCAAGCACAUUGAUAUCAAGUACCAUCACAUCCGUGAUGAGGUCAAGCGCGGUGAAGUGAAGCUCAAGUACUGUGAAACUGCGGUGAUGUUAGCGGACAUCAUGACGAAGGGACUUCACGGGCCACGCCACAAGGAGAUGACGGCGACUCUCGGGAUUCGUGAGCAUUCGGAUUGA
This is a messenger RNA of Peronospora matthiolae, 2520 nucleotides long. The record is from the annotation of a GenBank genome assembly. NCBI's taxonomy places the organism in Eukaryota, Oomycota, Peronosporomycetes, Peronosporales, Peronosporaceae.